UAACCUCGUAAUUAUAGCGAGUGUGAUUUGCCUUUGACUUUUAAGGAAUGAUCAGGAGAGGGCGCACGGUGAACUAAACAGCUCUGUGUUUACCAUUUCACGCUGCUUUCCGGGCGGAUUUAAUGUAUUUUAUCCUCUUUGCUGAUUUGAGCUCCACGGAGUCACAGACAGCUGAUCCAGCCUGGCGUUGGCCAAAAUCGCAGUUUACGACACGUUUCAGGAAUCCCGUGGUUUUCUGGCCUGACAGAGAGGCUGAGAGUUGAGGAGCUCGAAAUCUUGAAUUUUUUUUUCGGAAUAUGUUCUUGUUGACAGGUGGAGUUGAAGGAUAUCAACAUUAGAGGAAAUAAAACUUUUGUUAAAUUUUACUGUUAUAAGGGUGCGAAUGUUGAGCCGCACUGCAACUGUAAAACUGACGCAUGAUUAACGAUGAAUGUAGAGAAAGUUUUUGAAACCUUUCUCCCUUUGCCCUCCCGGUCCUGUUAAUCGAGGUAGAUGGAUGUCUUAAGUCACUUCCUCUGACUGGUGAACAGUGGGGCCAGUUCAACAUACAGGACUGCACAUCCAUUUAUGUAAACUUCAGCUGAUGUCGACGCAGUGCAGCCUGCGUCUCUAUGCCGUUCUGUAUUUGCGUUUGUGCGCCGUGUUGCUGCGUUAUCACUUGUAGUUCCGUGUAUGUUGCGUGCAUUUGCCACGUGAUCCACGACUGUUUUGAUCCAGAUGCAUUUGUGAAUUUGGAGCAAUGCCAAUCGACAAGGAAAUCCGUGCACCUUCCUUUCGUUACAGCCAGUUUAACUGAAGCAACGAAAGCGAUCGUUACCGAUCAAUUGCACCCGGAAUUGAAAGUCGCAUCCGUGUAAUCAAGGACAUUAGUUACAAAGGCGAGGAGUUUCACUUCGAAUUUGUUGUUUUUAAGGUUGUGCAAUAGUUUCCAGUUUUGUGAGGAACACGUAGGAGCUCCUUGCUACAGAAAGUGGUCGGAUAAAGACAUGGUGUUGAUCUUGGGCCGACGCAUUAGCAGGGAUGACAACCACUACCAUGACUCACCCAUCACCAAACGCAAAGUCUUUGAGAUUGAACAGAAGCCCUUGGCUGGUCAAGAGGUUUAUGACUUCUCCUCAGGCUCAUCCCAUGCCGAGAGCAUCCUGGAGAUGUUGAAUGAAUUUCGGAACAGCAGACUAUUCACUGAUGUGGUUAUCUGUGUGGAGGGCCGAGAGUUCCCCUGCCACCGCGCCAUCCUCUCCUCCUGCAGUAGCUACUUCAGAGCCAUGUUCUGCAACGAUCACCGUGAGAGCAGGGAGAUGCUGGUGGAGAUUAAUGGUAUAUUUGCCGAAGCCAUGGACCAAUUCCUGCAAUAUGUCUACACAGGGAGGGUAAGAAUCACCCCAGACAAUGUACAGUAUCUCUUUGAAACUUCUAACCUCUUCCAGAUAAAUGCCAUCCGAGAAGCAUGUGCCAAAUUCUUGGAGGAGCAGCUUGAUCCCUGCAACUGCCUGGGCAUCCAGAAGUUUGCCGACACACACUCCCUGAAGUCUCUGAACUCCAAGUGCAAAGGCUUUUGCCUGCAGAUGUUCUCGGAGGUUGCUCAACACGAGGAGUUCCUGGGGCUGGAGAAAGAUGAGCUGAUUGACUACGUCUCAAGUGAUGACCUGGUGGUCAGCAAGGAAGAGACGGUAUACGAGUCAGUGAUGCGUUGGGUCUAUCAUGACAUGGACCAGAGGAGGCCCAUGAUGAAGGAGGUGCUGACCCAUGUCAGGCUCCCCUUAUUACACCCCAAUUACUUUGUGCAGACGGUGGAAGGAGAUCAGCUGAUCCAGAAUUCUCCUGAAUGCUACCAACUCCUCCACGAGGCCAGGAGAUACCAUGUACUUGGUAAUGAGAUGAUGUCACCACGGACUAGACCUCGCAGGUCUACAGGUUACUCUGAAGUUAUCGUGGUGGUGGGAGGCUGUGAGCGGGUGGGAGGCUUCAAUCUGCCUUACACAGAGUGCUACGACCCAGGGACUGGAGAGUGGAGGUCGCUGGCCAAACUUCCAGAGUUUACCAAGUCCGAGUAUGCAGUAUGCGCCUUGAGGAAUGACAUCCUGGUAACAGGUGGCAGGAUCAACAGCCGUGAUGUGUGGAUGUAUAACUCUCAGCUCAACAUCUGGAUGCGAGUGGCCUGUUUAAACAAAGGCAGGUGGCGCCACAAAAUGGCUGUCCUUCUUGGCAAGGUCUACGCUGUGGGCGGCUAUGAUGGCCACAAUCGACUGAACAGUGUGGAAUGCUACGACUCUUUCUCCAACCGCUGGAUUGAGGUUGUGCCACUUAAGGAAGCCGUCAGCUCGCCAGCUGUUGUCAGCUGUGUCAGUAAGCUCUUUGUGAUUGGAGGAGGACCUGACGACAACACGUGCUCUGAUAAGGUUCAGUGUUAUGACCCUACAACCAGUGUUUGGCUGCUGCGUGCCCCCAUUCCCAUUGCUAAACGAUGUAUUACUGCGGUGUCCUUGAAUAACCUUAUAUACGUGGCUGGGGGUCUGACCAAGUCCAUCUACUGCUACGAUCCAGUUGAGGACUACUGGAUACAUGCGGUGAAUACCUUCAGCAGACAGGAGAGCUGUGGGAUGUCGGUAUGCAAUGGGAAGAUCUACAUCCUGGGUGGCAGAAAAGAAACAGGAGAGGCCUCUGAUACCAUCACAUGUUACGACCCAGCAACAGGAAUCAUCACAGCAAUGGCAGCCAUGCCCAGGCCCAUUUCCUACCAUGGCUGCGUGACAAUCCACCGAUACAAUGAGAAGUAUAGGCCUUGAAAGAGGAUCUCCAGCUCCCACCCAAUGCCAAUUGGUAGAGAGAGACAACCUAACUAAAACUUCCUCUGGAGGAAUGGUGUCUGCCUCUGAGGGUUCUAUAUAAGACAAUUAUUUUCCUGUAGCACAUUCUUAAAAAAAUGUUGAGCCUCAUUUCAAGCAUUUUAUGAUACUGAUAUAGUUAUAGAUCAGAAUCCAUUUCCUGAGUUCCCAGUGGUAAGAAUACCAAAUCUGUGGCACUGCAGGCAGUUAUGCCACUUGCCCACAUGCCUGCGUCCCUUAGAUAAUUAUGGACUGUGAAUCGUCCAUUCAGUUACAUUGCCUCAUCUCUCUUGAUCCAAUAUAUCAAGUGCUAAUUUACUUUAAAAAAUACAAACAUCGAUAAUACAUUACUGCUGCUUCCUCCACCAAUGCAGAGCUCUUUGAGUUCAUCAACUUUGCCUCCAACUUCCACCCUGCCUUCAAAUUUACCUGGUCUAGUUCUAACACCUCCCUUCCCAUUCUCGAUCUCCCUCUAUCUCUGGAGACAACUUAGCUAUUGAUGUGUAUUAUAAACUCACUGACAUUCACAACUACAUUGACUAUAUCUCUUCACACCUAUUUACCUGUAAAAAUGCCACCCCAUUCUCUCAAUUCCUCUGUCUCCGCCGCAUCUGCCCUUAGGAUGAGGCUUUUCAUUCCAGAACAUAGGAGAUGUCCUCCUUCUUCAAGGAAAGGGCUUCCCUUCCUCCACCAACAAUGCUGCCUUCAACUGCAUCUCUUCCAUUUUGCACGUCUGCCCUCACCCCAUCUCCCGCCACCCUACCAGGGAUAGGGUUCCUCUUGUCUUCACCUAUCACCCCACCAGCCUCCGCGUCCAGCAAAUAAUUCUCCAUAACUUUGGCCAUCUCCAAUGGGAUCCUACCAUCAAGCACAUCUUUCCCUCUCCCCACUUUCUGCUUUCCACAGGGAUCACUCCCUAUGUGACUCCCUUGUCCAUUCAUCUCUCCCCAGUGAUCUCCCUUCUGGCACAUCCUUACAAAUGGAGCAAGAGCUACACCUGCCCCUACACCCCUACACCUCCUCCCUCACUACCAUUUAGGAACCCAAACAGGUGAGGCGACACUUCACCUGUGAGUCUGUUGGGGUCAUCUAUUGUAUCUGGUGCACCCACUGUGGCCUCCUGUAUAUCAGUGAGACCUGUCGUAGAUUGGAAGACCGCUUCGCUGACCAUCUACGCUUCGUCCACCAGAAAAAGUGGGAUCUCCCAGUGGUCACCCACUUUAAUUCCACUUCCCAUUCCCAUUCCGAUAUGUCAAUCCAUGGCCUCUUCCACUAUUGCGAUGAGGCCUCACUGAGGUUGGAGGAGCAACACUUUAUAUUCUGUUUGGGUAGCCUCCAACCUGAUGGCAUGAGUAGAUACUUUAACUUUCGGUAAUGCCUCCCCCCACCUUCACCAUUCCCCAUUCCCUUUUCCCUCUCACCUUAUCUCCUUGCCUGCCCAUCACCUCCCUCUGGUGCUUCUUCCCUUUUUUUCCAUAGCCUUCUGUCCUCUUCUAUCAGAUUCCCCCUUCUCCAGCUCUGUAUCUCUCUCAUCAAUCAACUUCCCAGCUAUUUACUUCACUCCUCAUCGGUGAGCACGGUACACAUGUGUUUGAGUGGAGUUUGCAUGUUCUCCCUGUGACUGUAUGGGUUUCCUCCGGGUGCUCUGGCUUUGUUCCAUAUCUCAAAUUCAUGAGGGUUGGUAUGUUAAUUGACUGCUGUGAAUUGCCCACAUUGUGUAGUUGAGUGGUAGAAUUUGUGACAACAUUGAUUGGAAUAUGGGCAAGUAAAAUUAGUUGGGUAGGAUUUGUGUAAAAAUGAGUGUUUGAUGUGAUCACUGUUAUGGGCAAUAUUUCCAGCAUAAUGGAAGACACAAUAUAAAAUAUAAUUUUCAAUAAUGUUUAAGAGGAAGUUAAUAAAAUGAUUAAUAUUGCCAUAGGAUCACCAAAUCUAGCAAUUUAAUGUAUGAUACCUUCACCAAGCCUAGGUAAUAUCUAUUUUCAUAGAACUUGAUUCAUGAAUUGAACUUCCUGAACCUCAAUUUGGAGAUCUUGUUAUUUUUAAAUUAAAACUCCCAAUAACUUAUUUGCAUCACUGGGAACUUUAGAAUGCAUGGAAUGGAUUACAGGAGUAUGUAAAACCAAUACAUCACAUGUUGCAAGGUGAACCAAGAACUUUUAGGUUUGGAAGCUGAAUUAUGCUGGGUGACUUAAGAGACGGGUGAGAAAUGGACUUGGCACACCGCCUGCACAGAUCUAUAUUUUGCAUCUUAUUGAGUAUUCUGUUAUAGAUAUUUGUUUUUCUUUUCUUUUGUUGUCAACUGGAGGUUGGGAAGCAUUACCUGAACUUGGAAUCGGUUAACUAAUCUUGGAUAAUUGGCUUACAGUAUCCAUCUGAUCAACCCUAAAAGCUUAUGUAGGGUGUGCACAUUCACGACUAUGGAGGCUAAAAUGUCUGCAGUCGGGCAGAAAAUUGUAUAACACAAAGCUUUAUUCAUGGCUAAACACUCACCCGAAUAAUAUCUUUAAUUAUCUAAGUGGAAUACCUGGUGCUUGAAAGCAGCAGGAAUUGCAAAACUUGGGUUUCCAUCUGUGGACUAUCACCCUGCUGCCUUUCCUAGCCCUCCACUUCUGUCAAGGAAAUAUUCAAAAUGCACUAUGUUGGGUGACUUCAGUUUAUAUAUGCUUUUUAUUUAACUUAAUUAUUUUAUGUUUUUGUAUAUAUUAUUUUAAUGUUCAGCUCAGUGACAGUUUUUUUGUAAAUUAUGUCUUGCUACAUUAUGCUAUUUCUAGUGCACAGCUCAGUGAGGAAUUGCUAUUGAUGAGCACAUACUGAGAUCUGAAUUUGGCAUAAAAAUUCUACAGGAAUGUAGUAAGAGUAUUAAUGACUCAAUCACAAAGGUCAAAUGGAGCUGUUAUUUUUGCCACAACAAGCCAUUAAUUUUGCCUCUUCUAUUUUUGGAUUUAUCUAAAAACGAACUAUCUUGGGAGGAGACAAACUCUGAAUUACAGAAAAGUGCCUGUUGAAUUAGUGGCCAUUGAUUUGUUCAAGGAGCAGUUUGGGCAGACUGCUCCCAGUGCAACAGCCAAUUAGUGGAAUGGGUCUGUAGGCCCAGAAGAAAGGGCCAGUCAUUGGUAUUCUGGUCCCUAGUACUAACUUGUAUACCUUGUGAAUCAGGUUUACUGAUUAAUAGCAUGCAGGAGGCUGCGAUGACAUGUACAGCUUCGGAGAAUGCAGUGGAGAUGGAAAUGUUGUUCCCCAUUUGCCAGGAGUUAAUCUUCUGACAGGUAGAUCAUCCUAGGCCAAAUAGAUUUAAUAAGAGAUGAUUGAUAAUGCUGGAGUAAACAACUUGCUUAAACAUAAUGAAUUCUCCGCUGAGCUUUUGGUGAAAGAAUGGGAGUCAAUAGUCAGGCAGAUUCUAAGGAGAGUGAGAUAAAGCAAUGAAGAAAAAGAGACUUCAACAGAGAAAAAUAGGCAAGGAAUGUGUGAUAUUAAUGAGACUUAGCCAUAACUCCAGCCCCAGCAGCUGAUGUUGUUAUACUUUUCAAUUAUAUUUUAUACUCCUGACAUAACCCAAUGGCCUCAAUGUUCCGUUAGCAAAUGAAAAUCUUACAGCCUAAAGGCUUUCAUAGCUCUUAACUUUGAGCAAAAGUCAACAUUUGCUGUCCCCAAACUCUUCAUGGAGUGUUACAAAAGAAAAGUAUUAUUAGGAUCUCAGUGCAACUUUGUCAGAUGGAAAGAUGGCAGGAAAGAUUUUGCUUAAGUGCACUGAGAAUGUGCAGUCAAAGGUAAUAACCAGACCCUUUCAGGGCUGCUGAGAGCUUGAAGGCAGAUCUCCUAUGACCAACUGUGCCUUUUGUGAACGGACUUUACCGUCCCUAGUGCAGGGUUGCAAAGUAGGUAUUUUAUCACAUUUUGUUGUAUGUUGUGCUUAUCUAUGUAUAAUCUUCAGCACUGAGGUGGUUAUAUUUUAGUUGUACAAGACAAGAAUAUUUUUGUGUAAACUGCUGGAAAACAAUGUCAAUUUGGUGCAUGAUGUACAAGAAAAACGAGUCUUUGCAUUAAUUAACUCUGGCAGUGAUGCACAGUAUGGUUGUGGCUGUUACUGUAUAUCCACCAACCGCCCUGUAAUCUGGAUGAAAAUGCAAAUAGUGUGUAUUACAAAUCCAGCAAAUAUUAAGUACUUUUGAAUAACUCCAAUCACGAAGGCUCAAAGUGAUACAGUUUAUUUAAUGGUUUAAUCACAGAAUUUGGAUUAAUGGAAAUUGCAGUUCACUUCCAAGUAUCCAUUCUUCUACAUAAAGCAAUCUGUACUUUAUGGUUAGAUUCCACCUGGGUAGCUCUCUUCCCAAGUAUUAGUUACUGUAUGGAACGCACCGACCUUCAGUGUAAGUAUGAACAUUUAAUCAGAUCUGCUCAGUAGCAAGGAAGAGAAGCUGUCAUUUUGAGUUUGUAUUUCAGAAGUAGUGGGUGUAUAUUUUUCAGAGGGUAAGGGACAUUUUUUAAAGCUGUAAGUAACUGGUAACCUUUUUUUUUACAAAUAAAUGAAUUGCAAAAUGGUUGUUAUUUUUGUAACAGUUGGCUUGUCUUCAAGACAGAAUAUGCUUUAUAUUUGUUAUGUAAAGUGUACUUUGGAUGUAGAGAAACUUGUGUUUUGAGGGUUGUGCAGUAUGUUUUAAGCUUGAAAAGAACAAUGUGUAGAAAAUGUGAAGUCAAUAAUAAUAUUCUAGUAUGUAGUGUCAUCUAGAUAUCUGAUUGAUGAUGCAUUGGAUAUUCUAUCUCUGGGAUUUUGGUAACUUUUUGGCCCUUUAAGCCACCAGUCUCUCCUUAAAUCCUUGCAUUGCUUUCUUUUUUUUAAUGUGUUCCUUUAAAAGCCACUUUUUUGAGCAAGGAUUGAUCAUCAAAAUCAUAAUAAAGCUCCU
Messenger RNA from Mobula hypostoma (lesser devil ray), 7726 nucleotides. RefSeq names its product kelch-like family member 24a (gene klhl24a). The record is from RefSeq and is a predicted model, not a curated record. Gene Ontology annotation, molecular function: protein binding. Lineage: Eukaryota; Metazoa; Chordata; Chondrichthyes; Myliobatiformes; Myliobatidae. The coding region runs from base 987 to 2786 and encodes 599 amino acids. The transcript has 7 exons.